Messenger RNA from Prunus armeniaca (apricot), 297 nucleotides. The record is from the annotation of a GenBank genome assembly. Lineage: Eukaryota; Viridiplantae; Streptophyta; Magnoliopsida; Rosales; Rosaceae.
AUGAUCCAGACUGAUCGCCUGUACUCUGCAGACGACUUGUACAUGCUUCGGCAAGGUGAGGAAGAACCCCUUCAGGAGUAUGCCGCCCGCUCCAGCCAUGAGUACUCUCGUUACCCGGAGACUGACGAUCGCGCUGCCUUCGGUGCUUUCAAGAGUGGCCUCCGCAAGUACAUCUUCCGAUACCUGGUCCACAAUAACCCUUGGAACACGUAUUUAGAGCUAAUGAAGCAGGCAGCCGUCCCACGCCAAGGCCGAGUAUUUCAACUCCAAGCGUGGCCCAGCCACCUUUACCCGUAG